UUUGCGCAUGCGUGCUAACACCAUCGUCUCAGUGUAGUGACAGCUGGUGAUAUUAGCCUUUUGCAAACGUGACGAGCAUAGAACUGGAAGUCAGAAGCCAAGACAGCAAUGUUUAAAAGAAAACUGACCGCCUUAGACUAUCACAGUCCGGGUGCAUUUGACUGCGCAGAUGAGACCCAGUUUAGGAACCUUGUAGUGUGGCUGGAGGACCAAAAGAUACGACACUACAAGAUAGAAGACCGAGGCAGCCUGCGAAACAUCCCUAGCUCAGACUGGCCCAAAGCAUUCCACAGGUACCUGCAGGAUGUCAGCUGUCCAUUCGGCACAUCAGAGAGAGCGGAGGCUGUGGACUGGUUGCUGGGCCUGGCUGUGCGAUAUGAAUAUGGAGACAAUGUUGACAAGUACAGAAACUGUCCACCAAUGGAAGCCUCCAGCGAUAGCCGGGUGACGUCAGACCCUCUCGUUAACCUCGACAGUGACUCGCCGGAUUUCAAGGCGGGUGUGCUCGCCCUGGCCAACAUCCUCAAAAUACAGAGACACGACGAUUACUUGGUGAUGCUCAAGGCUAUUCGCAUCCUUAUCCAAGAAAGACUUUCACCAGAGGCCAUUGCUAAAGCCAGCCAGAAAAGAGAGGGUAUCCCAGUAGCCUUAGAGAAGCACAUCUUGGGUUUUGAUACAGGCGAUGCGACGCUAAACGAAGCAGCUCAAAUCCUACGCCUGCUUCACAUCGAAGAGCUGAGGGAGCUUCAAACAAGGAUCAACGAAGCCAUCGUAGCAGUUCAAGCAGUCAUUGCCGACCCAAAAACAGACCACAGGCUGGGCAAGGUCGGCAGAUGAAGCCCAGGAGGAAGUUGUGCAAGACUGCAAUUAUUAUUUCAAAGCCUGUGGCUGACACCAUUUUUCGUCUGUGUGGCACCUUUUGUGCACAUUGAUAUCUUCCAUUUUAAAAAGACUUUCGUUUAAAAUUGAUACACAUGUUGUGAUUUAGAAAAGGCAGUUAUUGCCAUACUGCAGAUUAGUUUGCCUUUUUUUUUCUCCCCCCCUUUUUCUGCUCUUCCACACAGGUGCAAACUUGAAAAAUAAACAAUGAGUCAGUACCAAAACACAUUUUAUUGUUAUAAAUAUCACAUCUUAUAAACCUAUCUUAUAAAGAGAGAAAUCAGAAAGUGGGGAUUAGGAGACUUUGGUGGUGCAGGGUAUUGGUGGCAUGGAUGGAGCUGCUGCAUUGUGAGAGACAGUGGGAAAUGAGAGAAGCCGUAGUGAUUGUAAUUUGAUUACAUUCCUCAGUUUGGAUGGCUGUUUCCUCCUGCUUCCUGUCCUCAUACUACGCUAAAUUGAGCUCAUCUACUGCUGAAUAGAAACUUGGCUCUUUUAUUUCUUCUACAGGUUGUGUGCAAAGGGUUUACAGCUCUGUUUCUUAAACACAAAUUUUUAAAAUGUGAUAUUACUCUUAGGCUUUGGUGGCUACAAAAACAAACUUGCAUAUAAAAAUUCAUUUGGGGGAAAAAUAUGAGGUACAAAACAAAUGUACAAAACAUUUAAUGUGCGGUUAUAUCUUUAGGAGGGGGGUGGAGGGUCUGAUCCUCGGGAAGGUGGGAGGACUUGACACACACUCGGCUCAAAAAAUGGCCCAAAAACUUUAGCACCAAAGGACCGUGUUGCUGCAAUUCUGCUGUUAAUGGUUCCCUGGAACACAUACACAACAUAUUUUGUAGAAUGUUAAAAGCACAGUAUACAAUUUUCAGAAUGUUUGUAUCAGUAUGACCAGACAGUAGCUACAUGAGUGUUAAGUGCAAGUAUCACCCUUCCCAAGUGACACCCAAAACCUGAAGUGUCUGCGUGGGUUGAACAAUAACAGCUUUUAAGCCAGUGUUUCUAAGCUGUCAUCAAGCUCACAAUUACACCACAAACCAACAUCUUUGAAGCAGGCUGCUGUUAUUACAGCUUUAUGGAGUGUCAAGUACACUUGACAUUUUGUGUGUACUGUAUGUGUAAGGAUUUGGGGUGGACAGGUUAGCAAGGUACUACUUUGGCCAUCAUCCUGUGUUUAGUGUGAUACUUUGUACUUUACAGGUGUUUUACAAAAGGAAAAAGCUGUCAGAGAAUCUUAUGAAUAUAGCACCUUUGUCUAUGCCUAUAAUGUAGAGUAUAAUAAAGCAUAAAACUGGUGGCAACAUCUUAUAUUAUUGGCUCACCUGAUAGGCAGUGGGAUGUUGCUAUGGCGAUUCCAUACAGGUGAGACCUCUGCUCUGGCAAAUAUUCAUCAGUGAGCUUUCCACUGUGUUUAUUGACUGUGAUCACACCGUCCCUGUAAGAAAAGUGUAAGUGGCAAAAUGGUAGCUUUCGUUAGUUGAGAUAGGAUUAAAAUCAGUUGUGGAAAAUGAAAUGAAGAUGCUGACCUCCUCCAGUCAGUGUAAUAGAAGUGGUUUCUGUGGUAAACCAUGCUAAAGGGAUAGUUCAGUCCGGGGUUGAUUACUCUUCGCCCUGAGCCGUCUGGCAAUAUACAUUCUAACCGCUUAGUACCUGACAAAGAGACCAUUUCAAACUAUUAACAGCAAUACACUACAUACCAUUGAUCCCAAAUACAUAUUUAGGAUAUUUUUAUCGCUGAGAAAUGUCCCAUUGGGCCAGAUUUCAUCUGAACAUUGUUUGGGUUACCUGUCCUGCCUCUAAUGUGUUUUAUUUACCUGCAUCGGCCCAGCAGAUUUGCCCAGAAGAAUAGUCAAACGUCAGCGCAUUAGGUAAACCAAUUCCAUCAGAAACCACCACCCGGCGGUUCCGUCCAUCCACUGACGCGGUCUCAAUUUUGGGAGCCUCUCGAUUCCAGUCGGUCCAGUACAGAGAACUGCGAAGGGGCACAGGUUGGAUUGGAGUUUUUGCACUUUAAUAUUUUAUUACAAAUACAUUUAGUUAGUAUUGUAUGCAUAGUAGAGUGACAAGCAUCUCAGUAGUGGAAACAAAAAAAUCAGUAUUUGUGGGAAAUUGUUCAGCAGUGUGUAGGGUUUCAAUUGUGUAUGAAUUUUUCAGUAUUUGUUCUAUAACAUUUUCUUCAGUGUGUGACAAGUUUUCAGUAAUUCAUGCAAGUUUGAAAAAAAGGUUUAGGGUGACCACCUGUUUGGUUUUAGGACGGACACUCAGCCAUUUCAGUGAUGUAUCCGGCGUCCGGCACAACACAUUAGCCGGACGCUAUUUGCCCAGCUUUUAAAGAAAAUGGGCCACGGUUCAGUUUAUGUGUCGCAACUCAGCCCCACCGUUGUCAGAAAUGGUCUGUGAUUGGUC
Molecule: messenger RNA, 3279 nt
Organism: Corythoichthys intestinalis (scribbled pipefish)
Lineage: Eukaryota; Metazoa; Chordata; Actinopteri; Syngnathiformes; Syngnathidae
Gene: rtraf
Product: RNA transcription, translation and transport factor
Exons: 8
Coding region: 109-837 (242 amino acids)
Biological process (GO): tRNA splicing, via endonucleolytic cleavage and ligation
Cellular component (GO): tRNA-splicing ligase complex
Molecular function (GO): RNA binding
Source: RefSeq, a predicted model, not a curated record